UUGUACGCGAGGGGAGAAGAGGGUAUUUUUAACACUACAUGCUAUCAGGAAACCUCGCCACAAUAACACAAGGAGGUACGCUGUAGAACCUCUGUGUUCCCACAAUCUGGACGUGUAAUGCACGUGUGGUAGCUCGGAAGUACGUACCGGGAACAGUACUUGUGGUGAGGUACUUUGUGAUGUCGUACGUUGGACUAUAUAUAUAGAAGUAAACUCGUGUGUGUGGACACAGGAGCAACUAUACUGAUGAUUGGCUAAAAAGGAUGUGAUACAACAAUGACGGCUGAUGAUUUCAGGAGGACGCUGGUGUGGUGGCUAGUUCUCGGUAUCCUCGCUGGUGUCGUCGCCGUUGUCUACGUCACGAGUGUUUCGUCCUUCCACGCAAUCAUCGACCGUACCAACUCUAGCUAUGAUUUCGUAAUUGUGGGUGCCGGAACAGCAGGGUCAGUUUUAGCCAGUCGUCUAACAGAAGACAGCAAUGUUAAGGUUCUACUUCUGGAGGCUGGAGGUGAGGAAACACGUGACCCAAAUCUGCACGUGCCGCUACUGUCUUCUCUACAGAAGAACCCGGAUUUUGAGUGGAUGUAUUACACAGUGCCACAGAAAUUUGCUGCUAUGGGGAUGAACGACAGGGCCAUUCGUAUCCAACGGGGGCGUGCCCUGGGCGGGACCAGUAUCCUGAAUAACAUGCUCUACCUCCGAGGAAGUAAGGAAGGAUACGACGAAUGGGAGAAAGCCGGUUGUAAGGGAUGGGGCUUCCGUGACGUCAUUCCAUACUUCCUCAAGUCUGAGGACAAUGAGGGGGAGCAAUUCAAACCUUCUGCCUAUCACGCCGCCAAGGGUCCUCUAAUUGUAACGCCAGUAUCAAGUCCACAUUCACCUCUGGACGACUCCUUUCGACAAGCAGCUCAGCAACUUGGCUACAAAGACAUCGACUGCAAUGGCAAAGAAUCUAUAGGUUAUUGUGGAGUACAAGCAACCACGAAGAAAGGAGUUCGGGUGAGUGCCUCUAAGGCCUUUCUCAGACCAGCCAUGACUCGACCAAACCUUCAUGUUGCUCUUUUUGCUCACGUUACCAAGGUGCUGAUAUCCAAUGGAAAAGCGGUAGGUGUGGAGUUUUUAAGGAACGGCCGGAGAGAAAUAGCCGGAGCCACACAUGAGGUGAUCCUGUCUGCUGGACCAGUGGCCACACCACAGAUCCUUAUUCUUUCAGGUGUAGGGCCCAAGGAUCUCCUCUCUGAUCUUAAGGUGUCACCUCACUCGGAGAUUCCGGUGGGAGAGAACCUGUAUGAUGGUUUGAUGGUUCCAAUGCGGGUGUUCAUCAACGAGAGCUUCACUAUAACGCCUGCUCGAUCCACAAGCGUCAUCAGCCGUAUGAAAUAUAAGGUGUCCGGUGCAGGUUAUUUACCGAUGCCUGCCGGAAUUUUUGGACACAUUUUUACAUCAUCCGAAGAAGGGGAUGUAACACCAGAUUUACUGAUCUCUGGGAUGGCAACAAUUCCAGAAGUGUGGGAAGGUUUCGACUGGAAUCUUAAAAAGAAUAUCCUGAGUGAUCUGUCGGAGAACAAUGACGACCACAAGGAGGGGAUGAUGCUGAUAGUACAGCUACUUACACCUGCUAGUGUUGGGAGGGUCACACUAAAGAGCACUAACCCAUUCGAACAUCCAACCAUCGACCCACACUAUCUUGAAGAUCCUGAUGACGUCAAGGCUCUUAUCAAAGGAAUGAAGCUUGCUUUCAAAUUAACAAGAACCAAAGCAUUUAGAAGAUUGGAUCCAAAGCUUCCUAGAAGAGUUCUAUCCAAAUGCUCUAAACAUAGGGUCAACAGUGACCCGUACUACGAGUGCCUGAUCCGUUACCUGGCGGUAUCCUCGGAGACUGUUGGGGGCACAUGUAAAAUGGGGGAUGUAGCUGACAACUCCACAGUCGUAGAUCUCCAGUUGAGGGUAAAAGGUAUACAUCAACUGCGGGUCGUCGACGCAUCAGUACUACCUACACCUCUUUCCGGUGCAUCGUACGCACCCGUUGUCAUGGUAGCAGAAAAAGCUGCUGACAUUAUAAAAAAGACAUACCAGAAGCGACUUAAACGCCGACCUAGCUGAUGUAAUACUUGUGGUUAGAUGUUCUUGAAUCGCCUCAUCACUAACACUGUAAUAUUUACUUAUCAUCUCAUUGUGUUGAGCGAAUGGUCCGAACGUCAUGUUUGAUAAGAAUGACGUCAUAGGAUAUUGUUAUUUAUUGUUCGUCCUUAAUUAAUGUGUAUACGUGUGUUUUCUUAUUUAUGUUGGUGUAAAGGCGUGAUCUCCCUAAUUGGUCGAAACUGAUGAAUGGACUGAUUUUAGCGCCAUUGUCUCACAAUAUGAAAGAUGUUUCCCCUUUCUAAUAAAUACAAAUACCAGUGCUAUUAAUCCUUUUUUGGAUGACAGUUAUCUCCCUUGUUUUCGAUAAUAAUUUAUUUUUUGUAUCCAUUCUAAACAAAGUGUAAUUGUCUUCGACGACAACAGUUUUGCUUCCCUUGUUUGUUGAUAAUGGUGCGGUGCAAAAUGUAUCAUCUCUCCAUUUGUCAUUUUACACGUUUUUUGUAUUCAUAUCGGGAGUUUUGUCUUCCAUGGUUUAUAUCUAACGUCAGGCUGUCUACAAAUCAUCGGCCUUUUUCGUCCAGCGUUCUAGUGCUGAAGUAUUAUUUGUUCUUAUUAUAUAUAAGAAAGAUGUUUUCGCUAUCACAGCAAUAGAUUUAAAGAGCCGUGUACAUGACAUUAUGAUCUCAGAGGCUGACAAGGUUAGAUAUCGUACUUAUUCGAUCAAGGAAACUAAUGCUGAAAUCGCGUCUUCAUUCUGUAAUACAAAUCCUCUCGAAUGGCAAUACAUUCGUUGGGAAUGAUAUAAGACAAUACGAGUAUUCUCAUGUUUGAAGUUAUGCUCAGAAACAGAAGACAAGACAAGGGAUAAAGAACAAUGUCGUUAAAACAAUCUUUACAAAUUAUCUUUAUACAAUUCUCUGUAAAUACUUGGCAAAUAACAUGUUCCCAAACCGCAUUGAACGAAAUAUAAGUUUAUCGUUUAGUGACAUUCGACACCUGAAAUUUCUCACCCACAACCACAAACAGAAAUGGUAGUUGUCUAUUUUCUCUAUCAACGACUUGUACUACUUAGUAUAGUAACUACCAGUAUUUUACUUCUCACCUGUUUUUUCUGUUUCCUUGGCAACGUUUAGCUGUAGAUGUAUUGACAGUCUCGUGCGUAUUAGAAUCCUGAAACCUUUCUUUCCACCAUUUUUUUCGUAACCCAACAAAUGAUAAACUAAUAAUGUUGGAAUGCAUAUCUUCUAUAUGGAAAUUGGUAGAAAAGAAUAGGAGUUUACUCUUUAACUUAUAUGACAUCAAUUAAGAUUUGAAAUCGCUUGUAAACUGUGUUGGUCUUUUGAUUGAGAUGUAUAUUUUAUGCUGGUGUAUGGAUUAUGUUGUAUUGAACGAAAUAAUGAGUUUAUCACGAAAUGUAGAUUUAAAAGGCCUAUUAUUAGAUAUUAAACAUGACUGGUUAGAUUAAUUUAGAUAAUAGUGCAAAAAGAAUGUCACGAGUGAUGACCUUGUUCUAUGAGGACAGUUUGUUUUAUUGUGCUGUUAAUUUUUAGAACAAUAAACAUUUUUUUUUUU
Messenger RNA from Ylistrum balloti, 3654 nucleotides. RefSeq names its product glucose dehydrogenase [FAD, quinone]-like. Gene Ontology annotation, molecular function: flavin adenine dinucleotide binding; oxidoreductase activity, acting on CH-OH group of donors. NCBI's taxonomy places the organism in Eukaryota, Metazoa, Mollusca, Bivalvia, Pectinida, Pectinidae. The transcript has 12 exons. The record is from RefSeq and is a predicted model, not a curated record. Bases 277 to 2103 code for a protein of 608 amino acids.